This is a messenger RNA of Vitis riparia (riverbank grape), 1594 nucleotides long. Its product is annotated as transcription factor bHLH90. The coding region runs from base 62 to 1585 and encodes 507 amino acids. Gene Ontology annotation, molecular function: DNA-binding transcription factor activity; sequence-specific DNA binding; protein dimerization activity. The transcript is spliced from 8 exons. Gene Ontology annotation, cellular component: nucleus. The record is from RefSeq and is a predicted model, not a curated record. Lineage: Eukaryota; Viridiplantae; Streptophyta; Magnoliopsida; Vitales; Vitaceae. Gene Ontology annotation, biological process: regulation of DNA-templated transcription.
ACAUGAAAGGCGGUUUUAAACUAGAACAAAGAAAGGAGGCAAGUGCUGAAAAAGAGGAGGCAUGAGAGGUUUGGAAAAAGCGAUGGAAUGGCUGAGACCCCUUGUUGAGAAGAAGACAUGGGACUACUGCGUUGUUUGGAAGUUGGGGGACGACCCUUCAAGGUUUGUUGAAUGGAUGGAUUGCUGUUGUGGUGGUGGCUAUGGUCUUGCUAAUGUCAAAGUUGAAAGAGAAGGGCAGCAUUUGCCUCCCCUUUGCAGGGAUAGAUACUCUCAGCACCCUGUAAGGACUAGAGCUUGUGAGGCACUUGCCCAGUUUCCUUCUUUCAUGCCCCUAUAUUCUGGGAUUCAUGGAGAGGUGGUGGUAUCAACCCAACCCAGGUGGCUUUCCCAUGGCACUGCCCUGGAUUCAAAUCUUUCUCAUGAGUUGGUUGGAACCCAGGUUCUGAUCCCAGUAGUUGGUGGCCUUAUUGAGCUAUUCAUUGCAAAGCAUGUACCCAAAGAUCAGAAUAUCAUAGACUUUGUCACAGCUCAGUGUCAUAUCUCUUCGGAACAAGAAGUAAGGAGCUGCAACAGUGUGAGUCCCAACGAAAACUCUCUUGAUCCAUUGCUCGGCAAGUACGGAGACAAUCUUCCACCUCCCCUGCUCCACUUGAGUUCCAUUCUCCAGCUGCAAUUUCUUCCCCCAGCAACCCAACCCUCCAUGUAUGGUUUUGAAGGAUCUUCCAACGUUUCUGAUCGUUUGAAUGAACAUCCAUCAUUUGAUUCAAGUUCCUGUCUUGCACCAAGACACAAGUCUUUGAAGCGGCCAAUUGAAAAAUCUUCAUUCUCUAUAGACCAUCAUUACAAUGAAACUUUGUUAAAGCAACAGCUGGGUUUGGGUUUGGGUUUAGUUAGUGCCACUCCCAUGGUUGAGAAAGAAAAUGAGAAGGCCAGGCAGAAGCCCGAAAGCGAACAAUACCACUCCAAGAAUCUGAUCACAGAGAGGAACCGAAGAAAUAGGAUUAAAGACGGGCUCUUUACUCUACGUGCUCUGGUGCCCAAGAUUUCCAAGAUGGACAGGGCUUCAAUUCUUGGAGAUGCGAUCCAGUAUAUUGUGGAGUUGCAGCAGGAGGUGAAGAAACUCCAGGAUGAGGUCAAUAUGGAACAAGAGGGCAGCAAUAUGAAGGAUGCUGAAUUGAAAAGAAGUUCUAGAUACUCACCAGCUACUACUACCGAACACAACCGAGGCAGCUCUAGUAUCGGCGAAAAGAAACAAAUAGAAUCACAAAGAGUGCAAGUAGAAGUGAAGCUGAUUGGCACAAGAGAAUUUUUGCUGAAGUUGUUAUGUGAGCAGAAGCGAGGUGGGUUUGCAAGGCUGAUGGAGGCUAUCAACGUUUUAGGGCUUCAAGUUGUUGAUGCCAACAUCACCACAUUUAAUGGCAAGGUCUUGAACAUUUUCAGGGUUGAGGCUAGAGAAAUCAGAAAGUACAUAGAAAUACAUUGGGAUGAGAAGAAAAAGAGAGCAAGUUGUGAUUCAGAAAAUGAAGCAUUUACUCUCAGCAUUGAGAGCUCUCCUGUUCAUGUAUCUUCACUUCAUCUUGUAUGAUCAUAUGGU